ACAGUGGCACAUACCAGUCAUCCAGAAGCCCGAGGUGGGAUUUUGGGGAGUUCAGGAGGUCAUUCUGGGCUACAGUGAGAUUGUGUUUCAAAACGGCCCAAUCCAGGGCCAUGUGGUAGAAAGUAAAGGUGACUGCACCCAAGCCAGGCAGCCUGAGUGCCACACAGGGAGGAUGCCAACUCUUCUCUGCCCUUCCUGGACACACACACACACACACACACACACACAGAUACCUACACAAACAGACACACAACCACACGGACAAACACACCAACAUGUAAAAUAAAAACCGAGAUCUGUAGGCCGAGGUUAAGAGACUCAGGCCUGUUAUUGCCACACUUGGGAAAAUGAAACGGGGGGACGGAAGUUAAGUCCAUGACUAGCGGAGUCUAGAGGAUGAAAUCCUGUCUUAAGAUAACCCGAAACAAAGAUUUUAAAAAAACGUACAACUGAUGGCUGCCCUGGCUGUGGUUGGACUCCACACAUGCCAUCCUCAGUUUCCCCAAGGAAAAGGCGGGAGAGGUCAGCUUUUAGGUAUCCGACUCCACCCCGUGAAACUGACAGGGAGCCAAGUAGUUGUGGGGACUCUCCAAGAGACCCUCCUCUGCCUCCCGCUUCCUGCCCACACCUGCCAGCGCCUGCCAGCUUCUGCCAGCUCCCAGCCGGAGGAACUCUGGUCGGCGCCCGGCCCCCGAGGGGCGUGCCUUCGGUGGGCGUGACGCGGGGCGUGGCUUCGCAGAGGGCCCGGGUUUAUGAGGCCCGGCACAUCUCGCCACAGAAGUGCCAGAGACGGGGGAGAGAUAGGCGCACAGGUGAGGUCCAGUCUGAGAGACAGAGAGGCAAGAUCCAGAGGGAAGUAAAGCGGGGAGGAGGAAGAGAAAGGGAGGAGAGGCGAGAAACUGCAGGGUAGGGACAGAGACUGCCCGGCGAUCCAAACUGGGCGUGGUGACCCGGCCAAACCGCGUCCAGCCCCACCCCCAUGACGUCAACCCACAAUGCAGCGCGUUGUUGUGCCAUGUAGCGAGCGUCGCUCUUGGCAACAGCGGCCGCCACCAGGCGAGGGCGUCCCGCUCCCGCCCCUUUAUGCAAAUCAACGACGUCACCUCGCGCCAAUGGCGAGCGGGGGCGGUGAGCUCAUCGCGGGGGCCGAGGCUAUAAGAGUGCGCGCGGGCGGCGCGGGGCAGAGCGGCCGGCACCCGAGCCGGUCUGUACGGGCAGCGGACUGGGGGGCAUACGGGGCCCCCCGGGGAGGCCGCGGCCACUCCCCCCGCCCCGGGGCCGAGCGCGGCGGGGGAGGUGGGGAUGGAAACGCCCUUCUAUGGCGAGGAGGCGCUGAGCGGCCUGGCUGCGGGUGCGUCGAGCGUCGCUGGUGCUACUGGGGCCCCCGGCGGUGGUGGUUUCGCGCCCCCGGGCCGCGCUUUCCCCGGGGCGCCCCCGACGAGCAGCAUGCUGAAGAAAGACGCGCUGACGCUCAGCCUGGCGGAGCAGGGAGCGGCGGGAUUGAAACCAGGGUCGGCCACUGCACCUUCUGCGCUGCGCCCCGACGGCGCCCCCGACGGGCUGCUGGCUUCGCCGGAUCUUGGGCUGCUCAAACUCGCGUCGCCGGAGCUGGAGAGGCUGAUCAUCCAGUCCAACGGGCUGGUGACCACUACCCCGACCAGUACGCAGUUCCUCUACCCGAAGGUGGCGGCCAGCGAAGAGCAGGAGUUCGCCGAGGGCUUCGUCAAGGCGCUGGAGGACCUGCACAAGCAAAGCCAGCUGGGUGCGGCCACCGCGGCCACCUCAGGGGCACCCGCGCCCCCCGCGCCCGCCGACCUGGCGGCCACCCCCGGGGCCACGGAGACCCCGGUCUACGCCAACCUGAGCAGUUUCGCGGGUGGCGCCGGGCCCCCUGGGGGCGCGGCCACCGUGGCUUUCGCCGCGGAGCCAGUGCCCUUCCCGCCGCCCCCGGGCGCGCUGGGGCCGCCGCCACCUCCGCAUCCACCGCGCCUGGCCGCGCUCAAGGACGAGCCGCAGACCGUGCCGGACGUGCCGAGCUUCGGCGACAGCCCUCCGCUGUCGCCCAUCGACAUGGACACGCAAGAACGCAUCAAGGCGGAGCGCAAGAGGCUGCGCAACCGCAUCGCCGCCUCCAAAUGCCGCAAGCGCAAGCUGGAGCGUAUCUCGCGCCUGGAAGAGAAAGUCAAGACCCUCAAAAGCCAGAACACAGAGCUGGCGUCCACCGCCAGCCUGCUGCGCGAGCAGGUGGCGCAGCUCAAACAGAAAGUCCUCAGCCACGUCAACAGCGGCUGCCAGCUGCUGCCCCAGCACCAGGUCCCGGCGUACUGAGCCCGAGCGCGGGGCGCAUGCGCGGACUAGCUGCGGUGGGGGGGCGCCCCGGACUCUUUCGAGACUCGGUGCCCCCGGACUCGACAAGCCGGACCCCCCUUAACUCUGGAUGGGGACCCCGAGCGCACGACCCCCGCCCUCGCGCCGCCUCUGUACCCCCAGUCCUGCGCGUGGCUGCCCCUUUGUACCUCCGAGUAGGGGCUCUAAGGGGCGCGCAGCCUCACGCUCUGCCUUUUUUUUUUUUCCCCCUUUUGGAAGAGAGAACGGGAGUGUCCGAUUCCGCCCUAUUUAUGUUUCUACUCGGGAACAAACGUUGGUUGCGUGUUGCGUGUGUGUUUCCUUGUGUUGGUUUUUUAAAGAAACGGGAAGAAGAAAAAAAAAAACUCUCCCUCCUCCCCCCGCUCUCUCUCCUCCUCCCGACACCAUCCCCUCUCUUUUUGUUUGGUUUUGUUUUGCUACGAGUCCACAUUCCUGUUCCGUAAUCCUUGGUUCGCCGGUUUUGUGUUUUCAGUAAAGUCUUCGUUACGCCA
Molecule: messenger RNA, 2858 nt
Organism: Mus pahari (shrew mouse)
Lineage: Eukaryota; Metazoa; Chordata; Mammalia; Rodentia; Muridae
Gene: Jund
Product: JunD proto-oncogene, AP-1 transcription factor subunit
Exons: 1
Coding region: 1303-2328 (341 amino acids)
Biological process (GO): regulation of cell cycle; regulation of cell population proliferation; regulation of transcription by RNA polymerase II
Cellular component (GO): transcription regulator complex
Molecular function (GO): transcription factor binding; RNA polymerase II cis-regulatory region sequence-specific DNA binding; DNA-binding transcription factor activity, RNA polymerase II-specific
Source: RefSeq, a predicted model, not a curated record